AUGCCCGUGGAUUGCUUUACAGACUGUAGGCAGAGUAACCUACAAGGACCUGCUGAAGUGGCACUCCUGCUUCCUGUCAGUAUGUCCAGAGCACCCCUCCUGCUGCUCUGUGUUGCCCUGAUGCUACCUGGACAUGCACAUGGAGCCACACUAAGAAAUGAAGAAGAAUGGAAGCCACUCAAUAAUCCCAGAAACCGAGAUCUGUUUUUCAGAAGCCUUCAGGCAUAUUUUAAGGGCAGAGGUCUUGAUAUUGAGAAGUUUCCAAGUACUUUCUCCAUGAAUGAGAAUCCCAGACCUCCCUCUUUCCAAUCAGAGUUUAUUGCUUCUGCAUUUGCAGAUUACGAAAAGCAGAAAAACUCCUUUCCCAAUUAUCUCAAAGGCUGA
Molecule: messenger RNA, 384 nt
Organism: Tupaia belangeri chinensis (Chinese tree shrew)
Lineage: Eukaryota; Metazoa; Chordata; Mammalia; Scandentia; Tupaiidae
Gene: CUNH2orf66
Product: chromosome unknown C2orf66 homolog
Exons: 3
Coding region: 1-384 (127 amino acids)
Source: RefSeq, a predicted model, not a curated record